Molecule: messenger RNA, 2516 nt
Organism: Cuscuta campestris
Lineage: Eukaryota; Viridiplantae; Streptophyta; Magnoliopsida; Solanales; Convolvulaceae
Source: the annotation of a GenBank genome assembly
CGUUACUUCAAAACAGGAAAAUUGAUUGAAUGGCGCUCAAAUGGCCUCAAUGAAGCCUCUAGCACUGCCAAUUCUCUUGUUCAGUUUCUUCUUCCCCAUCCUAUCGGUUUCUUCGAUUCAAAUACUGUCAAAAUCAAAGCUCCAGAAAUGCGAGAAAGGCUCUGGUUCAGACCAACAACUCAAUUGCACCAACAAGAUCCUCAUAAACCUAGCCGUUCCCAGCGAUUCUAGUGGGAAUGAGGCUUCAAUGGUGGCGGAGAUUGUGGAAGUGGAAGAGAAUGCAACUAACAUGCGCACCCUUAGGGUUCCUCCUUCUGUUACCAUCCAAAAAUCCGCUGCCUAUGCUUUAUAUGAAUUGACAUACAUAAGAGAUGUCGCUUACAAACCACAAGAGUUGUAUGUGAAGACAAGAAAGUGUAAGAGUAAUGCUGGUGCAGAUGUUGUCCGGAUAUGUGAAAGGUUGAAAGAUGAGAAUGGGAACAUUAUCGACCACACUCAGCCUAUCUGUUGUCCAUGUGGUGGACAACGCAGGAUUCCAUCAUCUUGUGGAAACUUUUUUGACAAGAUGAUGAAAGGGAAGGCAAACACUGCUCAUUGUCUUCGGUUUCCAGGUGAUUGGUUCCAUGUGUUUGGUAUUGGACACCGCUCAGUUGGAUUUAGUAUUAGAAUUGAAGUCAAAACAAAAUCUCAAGUAUCAGAAGUGACUGUUGGCCCUGGAAAUAGGACUGCUGUAUCCAAUGAUAAAUUUUUAAGAGUGAAUCUUGUUGGAGACUAUGUUGGAUAUACAGAUAUUCCAUCUUUUGAGGACUACUACCUUGUUAUCCCUAGACAUGGUGGUCCAGGUCAACCUGAAAAUCUUGGGAGCAAUUACUCCAUGUGGAUGCUUCUGGAGAGAGUUAGGUUUACUCUAGAUGGUCUUGAAUGUAACAAAAUUGGUGUUGGUUUUGAGGCCUUCAAUUCACAGCCUGGGUUUUGCUCGGCUCCAUAUUGGAGUUGCUUGCAUAACCAACUUUGGAACUUUUGGGAUGCAGAUCAAAAUCGAAUCGGCAGAAACCAGGUGCCACUGUACUGUGUUCAAGGAAGGUUUGAGAGAAUCAACCAACAUCCAAAUGCAGGAAGUCAUGCAUUUUCCAUUGGAAUAACUGAAGUUCUCAAUACCAAUCUCUUGAUUGAACUGAGUGCUGAUGAUAUAGAAUAUGUCUAUCAAAGGAGCCCAGGGAAAAUUAUGGACAUUGCUGCUCCUACAUUUGAAGCUCUUACUCAAUCGGGGACAGCAACAAUUACUACUAAAAAUAUUGGUGAUGUAGAAGCAUCCUACAGCCUCACGUUUGAUUGCUCUGGUGGUGUCAGCCAAAUGGAGGAGCAGUUUUACAUAAUGAAGCCUAAUGAACUUGUCACCAGAGCAUUCAAGUUGAACCCGUCGAGUGAUCAAGCAGCAAAUUAUUUAUGUUCUGCAAUAUUGAAAGACUCUGAUUUUAAUGAAAUUGAUCGAGCAGAGUGUCAGUUCUCAACAACUGCUACGGCAUUUGAUAAUGGAACACAGGUACCAUUCCAACCCCCCAAGACAGGUGUGCAUGGUUUUUUUGAAACACUUCAACAACUGUGGAACAAGUUGCUGGCAGGUUUGACAGAUUUUUUUACAGGAGAAAAUUGCAGAACAAAAUGUUUCGGGUUUUUUGAUGUGAGCUGCCACAUACAAUACAUUUGUUUGAAUUGGAUAGUUUUGGUUGCUCUACUCCUUGCCAUUUUCCCAACUUUGAUGGUGCUAUUAUGGCUUCUGCAUCAGAAAGGAGUGUUUGAUCCUAUAUAUGACUGGUGGGAAGAUCACUUUUCACCAGUUCCUCCUCCUCCUCAUCAUCACCAUCAUCAUCAGCAAGCUUACUUAAAGAAAAGACACAAUCACCACCACCAUAAGCAUCAUCAUCCCCACCAUCGACUUGCGGCACACAAAGGAGUGAGAACAACUCGCCACCCACCAACUGGCACUGCUACUGAUUACCACUACUUCCUCCACCAUGUUCACAAGGACAAAGACAAAAACCACAGAGCUGCCAAAAGUUUGUCAUCGACGGGGAUGAUGAACGCAAAGCAAGUUCGUGACUUUAGGGACUGGGACAAGAAUGGCGGCUUUCCCUCAGCUAUUCAUCAUCAUCGUCAUCAUCAUCAUCACAGACCUUCAUCAACAUCAGCAAACACAAUGCUAGAAGCAGAAGAAAUAGUUGAUGGACACCAUAAAAGGAACACUGUGGGAAGCACCCAUCAUCAUAAGCACCGCCACCGCCACCGCCUGAGUUGAUGGAAUAAUGGUGAGCCAUGUCACUGUUAUUUGUGGAAGUAGACUUGUAAGUAGCACAGUAAAUUUGUCAGUUGACGGCUUAUGGCAUUGUAGAUAGGCACGUACGAAUCAGCACAUGAUGGUUUUACCCACUUAUCAAAUAUGGGAGGAGAAUUAUUUAUGUGGAAAACGAAGAAUGGUUAGAGAUAGACUUGAUCAAACUCGGGCUGGGUUUCGUGUC